UGCGAAAAAUAAUAAUGCAAACUUUGUGCAUAAGGAUAACAGCAGGAUAAUACGGUACUGAGUUUCUCAACGAAAUAAAAUGCAUACACACCACUAAAAGCGUUUUCUUUAUUCUUUUAAAAUUAUUAGUACUAUGUUAAGAGGAGCCUUGAUAAAUAUGUAAACAUGUCUGGCGAUACUUCGGUUUUCUCAGAGUCUUUUUCGCAGAGUACGAUAACCCAGAAGAGAAGCCUUUCUGCUUUGCUUGCUGCUAGGCUAGUGAAGAAAAGACACCAAUCUGUAAAUGAGCAGGAUCUGCAGGAAGCUGCCAUUCAGUUGCUUAACAUUCAUCAGAAUCUAGGAGACCUGCUGCUGGAGGUAAAUCCUCCUCCUUCUAAGGUGCUCUGUUGUGAAGAGGGAAAUAACUAUGGCAAGCCGGAGGUGCAGACUCUGCCUGUCAAUGGAGAAUCUAUUCUGGUCUCCGCCCUUCAGGGGCAAGCCUCUAAGCUUGGUGUUCCUGUUAGUGUCCUGUCGGCAAGGACAGUCGUGGAGAGGAUCUGGGAAUUGUCCAUGGUACCUGAAGGGACUAGUCGAAGUGUACUUCUGACCACUGAGAAGAGGGAUAAGAUGGCUUGUUUGAUUCAGUCUUCAAAGAAUCUCCUGUCUCACAAUGCUUUCAGCCGGCUGCUCUUCUGCCAGGAAAUCUGGAAGGCAGAGAAACCUCCUGUUCUUGAAGUGGUCUGGCAUCUUCAUAAAGAAAGCAUUGUUAGUUUGGAAGAGCUUCUGGAAAGCAAUAACAAAAGUGCAGCAGAGAUAGAUUGGCUCCACAGCGAUCUUCGUCUGCUUUGCAGUGACCCGAGAGAUCCUGCCCAAGGGUCAGAAGUUUGCUGGCAGAUAUUUUCAGACUUUGUUACAGUAUUGGUAAGAAAUGGUUUCCAGGAAUCUCAAGAACUGUCAAACCUAAAGAGAAUUCCACAGGUGUGUUUUACUGUACUGGAUGCAAUGCUUACAUGGGUCCUUGAUGCUGUUUCUAAUGACAAACAGGAACAGGAAUCUCUCGGAGUAAAGGCGGCAACUUUCUGGACACAUGGGUUUGAUGUGUCUAUUUAUCGAGGGGCCAUCUCAGUAGGCACUCUGAAGCAAUUUUUCAUUCACACGCUGACACAGAUCCUAACCUACAAGCCUCAGCUCAAAGUGUCAGAUGCAAUUGGAAUGCAGUCGGAAUGGAGUUUCGCUAAAACGUGCCCUCUGUUGACAUCAUUGUAUCGUAAGUUGUUUGUGCUGUUCACUGCAGAGGAACUGAUGGCUCAUUUACAGCAGGUCCUAGAGACUCAUGAGGUGAACUGGCAGAAUGUGCUGUCAUGUGUAUCCACACUGCUGGUGUGUCAGAUACAAGCACAGCAGAAACUCAAAGAUUUGCUGACCCAUCUUUUAACCAGUGCUUUUGAGGUUUAUGAGCUGGAGAGUAUGAUUACUGCUUUCCUUUUGGCUCGUCAAGCCUCUCUGGAGGGACCUGCUGUUUUCAUCUCCUACUCAGAGUGGUUCAAGAUUUCCUUUGGGAAUGCCAGCAGUUUCCAUGGAAACAGUAAGAAAUCCCUAGUGUUUCUUCUCAAGUUUCUCUCAGACCUGGUGCCAUUUGAACCACCACAGUACUUAAAGGUUCAUGUGCUCCAUCCCCCAUAUGUUCCAACUAAAUAUCGUCCUUUGCUUCUUGAGUAUGUAUCGCUAGCUAAGACUAGACUGGCUGAUUUGAAGGUCUCUAUUGAAGAAAUGGGCCUUUAUGAGGAUUUGUCUGCAGUAGAAGCAGCAGCCCAGCCCCAGUGCCAGGCGGAGCAGGAUGUUGACAAGGCCAUCGUUCUGUUUGUGAAUAUGGGGAGAAUCCCAGCAAGUGUAAUGGAGGCCAGUAUAUUUCGAAGACCGUACUACAUGUCUCGAUUCCUGCCAGCAUUGCUGUCUCCACGUGUGCUACCCGACAAACCAGAUUCUCAGAUGAUGUUUAUUGAAUCGCUGAAAAAAGCAGAUAAAAUUCCAGCCAGUCUGUACUCCACUUAUAUUCAAGCAUGCCAAAAGGAGAAGCAGAGGAGGCUAGAAGGUGUUUCAUUGGAAAUGAAAGCAGACAAGCCAAGGGAGCCCCUUGAUCUUCUAAAGGCUGGACUGAAUGAGCUGUCACACCUGGUCUCAGGUCAGGACAAGGUGGAAGAUGUAUCUGCCCAAAUUGCAUUGGUCUCAGAGGUACUGAAAAGUAUCAUAAACGACAGCAGUGGCGAUCUUUUCAAGGAACCAUCAAUAAAACUUAAUGUUGUGGCACCCAAGUUAGAGCCCUUGGAGACUGAGGUCACAGACCUUAUACUGAAGAGCUUUUGUCAGAAUCUGCUGGAAGCCUCAAAAACCAAUCCCCCAAAUAGACAUGGAAACUGGACCUCUCUUUUUGUGAAAAUGCUGUGUGGCCACAGACUGCUUCUAAAGAUAGUUCUAACCAGAUUAUUACAACUGACCUGCCACCAGGGUCCUUCCUUAAGUGGGGUACAUAUUUUAGGUCUGUCUGCUUUUGUGAUUGACCUGCAUGAGUCUGAGAGGAUGGUUCCACUUGUAGAUACUGGGGUUCAAUUGGUCUCCUUUACUGAGUGUGUGACCCAGUUACUUACAUGUGGCACUGAGGAGUCAAUGACGUUUUGCUUGAGGUUUUAUGUUGCAGCAGUUUCCUAUGGACUUUGCAAAUUGGAAACCGAGUCUGUUGAGGAAAUGCAGGCAUAUGUACCCCAUGGAAUCUUUAAGAAGCUGCUGUAUUUAAUUCCAAGACUAGCCGCAGAAGCUCGAGUGGAAUCUGUAGACGACGGAGCAGAAUCUGUCUGGAGCGUUUUGUCUGAUCCUUGUUUGAGUUGGAAGAGGUCUGCUCUGGCCCUGUGGAGACAUUCUAACUUUAGAAAACUUGAAAAACUGUCAGAGUUCAAGCUAACUUUCCGGGAUUGGAUCAUGGCUGAGCUGGAUGUCCAGCCUGGCAGGGAUGCUUUGUCAGAAUCACAAAGACAGGAGUAUCAGCACUGGGCCUGCUAUCAGCAAUAUUUGCAAGCUUCCCCUGAUGUGGGAGGCUGUGGUGGAGACAUGGUAACUGCAUGUACUGUCUUCAUUAAUGCCAUAUUGGAUCACAGUCAAAGGUCUAAGACUGUCAACAGCAUGCAGCCUGUAGGAUCAGUGCUUCGUUGGUAUUCUAACCCUUGUUACACAGAUAUUAUCUGCAGACUCCAGGAAAUGGUGUUUGAUUUGGAGUUGAUGCAAGCGAGGGCAAUAACUGCUGGUGCCUUGCAUGAAGAUGGACACUUCUUGUUUAGAUUAAUUCGUGAGAGGUUUUCUAAGAUUCAGUUCAACCAGAGCCUCAGUAGUCAGCUAGUACAACAGCAGGAGCUCCAUGCCAUCACAAGGAUUAUCACAAGUCUCCCUCCUUCUGUCCUUUUAAGAACUAAUCUGGAAAGAAAUAAAAUCUCUCUGAAUUGUGAGGAGUUCUUCCAUUUUGUGAAUGCAGAGCAGAGAAAUGGCUGCUUCAGAGCAUGUGUACUGCCAUAUGACCUCACUGUGCAUUUCUUUCGAGGUUUGCUGAGUUCAAGUAUAGCUUGUAAAAAGCCAUCACAUGCUGUUACUGCAGUUUUCACUGAGUGCUAUCUGAAGUGUCCUUUGCUGAUGUCUUCUGCUGGGUUCUGGUGGCCAAAGUUAGAGCCUGUUUUGCGGUCACAGUGGAGCAGAUUGAUAGACGAGCCAGUGCCUGCGGAGCUGCAGAAGCUGGCAGACUGCCAGACAUGGGCUCGCAGUGCGCUGUGUGGGAAAGCAGGCAGCCCUCCAUCUGACUCUCCUUUUGUAAUGGCAGCCUUUCUGUACUUCUCUUUCUUGAGGCAGUCUUCGAACAAAAACAUCUGUGCUGUGCUUGGAGGCAUAAAUGAAGAUUGUGAAGAACUGCUGGUUUUCUUAUUGUUUUUCUCCAUGGUGGAUCUGAUCUCCUCCAAGCUGCAUCACACGGAGGCCAUGGAUUUACUCAGAGCUAAGGAAUGCUGUAUAGACAUUGUAAAACAUCUUGAAAAUACUGGCAAUUGGAUUAUUCUUUUCCGUGUACAAGAGGAAGGGCAAAGUCCCUACCAGGUACUGCACACAAUGAUGUCUGAUCUACAGAUCGAGCUGAUGCCUCUUGCUUUCUACUGCCUUUUUCCUAGCCUGGAUCAGAAUUUGCUUUCUUCUGUAAUGAAAAGGCAAGUUUUUUUACACGUUGCACUCCAAAUGUACAGUGGGAUGGUCAAACUUUUCUUGGAUGGAGCGGAGGUCUCUACAAAUAGAGAUAAACAGCCAAGCGCUAAGCAGGUUGAUUCUGCAGAGUUGAUGGAAGCUCAGCAGUUUCUGCUCCAAGUUAUUUCACAGUGUCCGCAAGAGAGUUUUGCAUACAGAAAACAGUUGGAAGAUGUGUGUGUGGAUCUAGACCCAGAGGUGAAAGCUGCUCUUACCUUCCGUCUGAAUCCUGGUGGUAAUGAUUCACUUUAUGAAGAGCCAGACUUUCUGUAAAUAUGUAAAUGGUCCUUUUGAUGAAGGAAUUAUUCAUGCACUACUUGUUUUUAAGCACAAAUACAAUUUAAGUGAAUUCCUACACUUCUUUAUUCAUCCAUAACUAGGUAAAUGAGUUUACC
Molecule: messenger RNA, 4643 nt
Organism: Polyodon spathula (Mississippi paddlefish)
Lineage: Eukaryota; Metazoa; Chordata; Actinopteri; Acipenseriformes; Polyodontidae
Product: Fanconi anemia group A protein-like
Exons: 43
Coding region: 166-4521 (1451 amino acids)
Biological process (GO): interstrand cross-link repair
Cellular component (GO): Fanconi anaemia nuclear complex
Source: RefSeq, a predicted model, not a curated record